Molecule: messenger RNA, 186 nt
Organism: Prunus armeniaca (apricot)
Lineage: Eukaryota; Viridiplantae; Streptophyta; Magnoliopsida; Rosales; Rosaceae
Source: the annotation of a GenBank genome assembly
AUGGGUGAUCUUUGGCGUGCAGCAUCAACGACAUGGAAUUUUGAUUUUCUCUUUGGUCGAAGUCUCGAAGAGCAGGGCUUGGGUAACUCAGCAAGAGAGAAUGAAAUGAUAUUAAAGCAACUCCAGCAACAAGGUUGGGGCGCGGGCUGGGGGGUGUUUGGGCCAAAAAAGCGAUUCAAGCAAUAG